This is a messenger RNA of Benincasa hispida (wax gourd), 1623 nucleotides long. NCBI's taxonomy places the organism in Eukaryota, Viridiplantae, Streptophyta, Magnoliopsida, Cucurbitales, Cucurbitaceae. The record is from RefSeq and is a predicted model, not a curated record.
AUGAUCAUUUACCUAAUAACAACCUUCUCUCUUCUAAUCCCCAUCUUCCUCUUCCUUCUCACAGGAAGAAAAUCAUCCAAAAACCUUCCUCCAGGUUCGCUAGGGUUUCCAUUCAUAGGGCAAAGCCUGAGUCUCCUCCGCGCCAUGCGAAUCAACACCGCAGAAGAAUGGGCGCAGCAGAGGAUGAGAAAGUAUGGGGCGAUCUCGAAGCUAACUCUGUUCGGAAAACCGACGGUGUUCGUCGGAGGGCAGAGCGGGCACAAGCUGAUUUUCAGUGGCGAUUGCGGAAUUUCGAAUCAGCAAAAUGAGUCUCUUAGGGCAAUUUUGGGGGAAUGCAAUUUGUUGGAACUGAUUGGAGAAGAUCAUAAGCGUGUGAGAAAUGCGUUGGUUUCGUUCUUGAAGCCGGAAUGUUUGAAGCAAUAUGUGGGGAAAAUGGAGAUUAGAAAACAUAUCAAGAUGCAUUGGCAGGGCAAACAACAGGUUACUGUAUUGCCAUUGAUGAAGACUCUCACCUUCAACAUUGUAUGUUCUCUUCUCUUUGGUCUUGAGCAAGGUAUGAGAAGAGAAAGGAUGAUAGAAUGCUUUCGAGUAAUGAUAGGCGGCGUAUGGUCGAUCCCAAUAAACUUGCCGUUCACGAGGUACAACCAAAGCCGACGUGCAAGUAGGAGAAUCCAAGAGAUGAUUAAGGAACUGUUGGAUGAAAAGAGAGUUGAAUUAGAAGAAAAAAGAAGUUCCUCACACCAAGAUCUAAUCACUUGUUUGCUAAGCAUUGGAAAUGAAGAAAAUGAACUAAUAUUGACUGAGAAGGAAAUUGUGCACAAUAUUAUGUUGGUAAUGGUUGCUGGAUUUGAUACUUCAUCAGUUCUCAUUACAUUCAUCAUGAGGUUUUUGGCUAAUAAUCCAACUGUUUAUGUAGCUGUUCUUCAAGAACAAGAAGAGAUAGCAAGAAGUAAGAAAUGUGGAGAGUUGCUUACUUGGGAAGAUCUUGCCAAGAUGAAGUAUACAUGGAGAGUUGCAUUAGAGACCCUAAGGUUGGUAGCACCUAUAUUUGGAGGCUUCAGAAAGGCUAUGAAUGACAUUGAAUUUGGUGGUUACCUUAUUCCUAAAGGAUGGCAAAUAUUUUGGGCAUCACCCGUGACUCAUUUGGAUGGCACCAUAUUUAGAGAACCAUUGAAAUUUGACCCAAAUAGGUUCGACAAUCCAACAUCGAUUCCGCCGUAUUGCUUCGUUGGAUUUGGCGGCGGUCCGAGAAUUUGUCCAGGCGGUCCGAGAAUUUGUCCAGGGAAUGAGUUUGCAAGGGUUGAGACUCUUGUUACCAUCCAUUACUUGAUCACCCGAUUCACAUGGAAGCUACUUUUGGAUGACCAUUUUAUCAGAGAUCCAAUGCCAACACCUACCAAAGGAAUGCCCAUCAAAAUUUGUCCCAGAGAAACUUCCAUGGCAUUAUAGAAUGUAUAGAAAUGAAAAUGAAGAUCAGUGACAUUUGAGAGUAAGAAGAUCUUGAGAUUGUAUUAACCUCAUUUUUCCUGUUCAAAAUCAUUUUAAACAUGUCCUUCACUAUUGAAAACUAGUUUUGAUGGUAUGAGAAAAUCGAGUUCAAAAGUGUAAAAUCAAACAUUAAAU